AUGGCGAUACAACCACCAGGAUCGUACCCACAAGGUAACAGGAAAGGGAAGGCCAAAAAGAAGACAGGGCAGGAUUCAUUUGCAAGGAAAGAAUGGUACAACCUCCGAUCUCCUUCUAUUUUCCCCAGCAACAUCAACGGAAAAACCCUUGUGUCAAAGGCUACAGGUAAGAAUGCUCACAUGAGAGCUAUUGGAAGGAGAUAUGAUGUCAAUCAUGCCGACCUUACCAAGAACAAUGAUGUUGCACACAGAAAGUUCAUAUUUAAGAUAGGCGAUGUUAAGGGUGCAGACUGCAUUGGGUUUUUUGAUGGAAUGGAGCUAACAUCUGAUAAGCAUAAAGCAAUGAUCAAGAAAUGGCAUUCACUUAUUGAGGCUCAAAAAGAUAUAGUUGCAAAGGAUCAAAGUGUUUUCAGAGUAUUUGUCAUGGCAGUCACCAAAAGGCCACACGGAUACACCAAGAAAACAUGCUACGUUAAACACUCUGAUGAGAAAAGGAUCAGGAAGAUCAUGUUCGAUGUCAUUGAGGAAGAGCUAGGAGGGCGCAGUGUUGAUGAUAUUAUGAGCAAGCUUUCGAAUGAGACUGUUGGAAAGAGAAUUGAGGAGCUGGGAAGUGAGAUAUUCCCCCUUCAGAAUUGUUGCGUUAGAAAGGUCAAGACAAUCAAGAGCUACCAGACAGCCACCAUUACCCAACAAGAUGAGGUCAAAGCUGCAGCUGAUUAA
This is a messenger RNA of Encephalitozoon romaleae SJ-2008, 720 nucleotides long. Its product is annotated as 40S ribosomal protein S3A. NCBI's taxonomy places the organism in Eukaryota, Fungi, Microsporidia, Unikaryonidae. The coding region runs from base 1 to 720 and encodes 239 amino acids. Gene Ontology annotation, biological process: translation. The record is from RefSeq and is a predicted model, not a curated record. The transcript is spliced from 2 exons. Gene Ontology annotation, molecular function: structural constituent of ribosome. Gene Ontology annotation, cellular component: cytosol; ribosome.